ACUCGGGCGAUUUAUGGACCUAUAAUGGAAUUGCCGCUUGCGUCCUCUAUAUAAAAGAGCAAGACAAUGUAGGGCGACACAUCAUGGAUGAAGAUAGAUUGGAUUAUUUGGGAGAGUAUGUGGCGAGCAUUUUAGAUGCACGACACUCUCCUGGUGAGCUAUUUACAGUGGAAAUAAAAAACCCCCCAGAUCGUCAAAUUCAUACGGAGCGUCGAUUACAUCAAAUGAUGAAUAAGUAUAUGGAUUAUGAUGUCAAAACAUUAUCAUUAUCAAUCAAGAGUGAUCAAUCGACCUUGGCUACCACCAAGGAAGCUAAAAGGAAUUUUGUGGGUGUUGUUGAAGGCAACGUGGAGUGCUUGCCACAAGUUUUGAUUGAGAAUUGGCAAUAUAGAGAUUACUUGGUUUUGAAUGUGAGGAGUAGAGAUCGACCUAAGCUUAUAUUUGAUGUAGUGUGCACUCUGACGGAUCUUAAUUAUGAUAUAUUUCAUGGCUCCAUUUGCUCUGAAGAUGAUGUGAUAGUUCAGGAAUAUUUUGUGAGGCACACGAAUGGGUCCAUAAUUCUCAGUGAGAUGGAGAAACAUAACACUUUUCAACGUUUAGUAGCUGCUAUCGAACGAAGAAUAUCUCGAGGGCUAAAAAUGGAGAUGCUUACUUAUGACCGCCACGAUCUACUCUCUAAUGUGAGUAGGACAUUAAAAGAGAACAACUUGUCACUCAAUAACAUGAAAUUUGCCAAGGAGAACGAAUUAAUAGUUGGCUCUUUUUACAUCACGGAUGCCUCAUCUUCUACCAGUACCAAUGCUAUUGAUCAGCAAAAGUUAGCGGCAGUGAGCAAUGAGAUCGGCCAAGGAGUCUUCCUUGAAAAGAAGAAUGACUGUAUCGUUAGCCCUUCAACUCGUAGUUGGAGUCUAUUUACUCGACUCAUGUCUUUAGGAAGACGCUUGUGGUCUCACAUCAAACGUCUUUUUAGCACUCUCAGUUUCAUUAGAUAAAAUUUUAUUUUUUUAUAGUUCAUC
Molecule: messenger RNA, 1016 nt
Organism: Phalaenopsis equestris
Lineage: Eukaryota; Viridiplantae; Streptophyta; Magnoliopsida; Asparagales; Orchidaceae
Product: ACT domain-containing protein ACR4-like
Source: RefSeq, a predicted model, not a curated record